AGAAAAGAAUAAAAAAUGGAAAAACCGGCGACGACCUGCUAUACGACGUCGUAGGGUGUUGUCGAAGAUGAUUGGCGAAUCUUCACGGCAGGCUUACUUUUCAAUCCCAACUCUAAAAUCAGUACUAGUAAAGGAGAAACCCGAGUUGUUCUCUCCGACAAUCCAACAACAAUUGGAUUACACGGUCGAUUGUGCUUCGAUUUAGGCUAAAAGAGAAAUGGAGAAUUCAAAUUCAGAAGAUUUGUGCGGUGUAGAGCAGAAUGAGGAGUGUAGGAUCAACGAUCCAGCGUCGACGAGCUCGUCUUACAGAUUGUUCGGUCGUCAGGCCUCUGUUCAUCAAAUGAUGGGUGGCGGCAAAGCUGCUGAUGUCAUACUGUGGAGACGGCGUCAUGCUUCAUUUGGCAUACUUCUUGUUGCCACUUUUUCCUGGCUAUUAAUUGAGCGCUCAGGGAUAUCAUUUUUAUCUCUUUGUUCAGAUGUGUUGCUGAUUUUAAUUGUUCUGCUGUUCCUCAAGGCAAACUAUGCUGUAUUUAGAAAAAAGCAACCAAAGACACUACCAGAACUAGUUCUAUCAGAAGAAAUGGUAAAUAAUGCUGCUGCAUCAUUUCGUGUUAAAAUCAAUUACAUGCUGCUUAUGGCUCAUGACAUUACUCUUGGCAAAGAUUUUAGACUUUUCUUCAAGGUUGUGAUUGCUUUGUGGCUCUUGUCUGUGAUUGGUAGCCUGAUAUCUUUCUUCACUCUCGCAUAUAUAGGAAUCAUUCUUUCCAUUACAAUUCCAGCAUUGUAUGACAAAUUUGAGGACCAUGUUGAUCGCUUCGCGGGGAUGAUCCACAGAAAGUUUUCGAAGCAUUAUAAGAUAGUGGAUGAAAGUUUGCAGAGCAGACUGCCUAGGACUCUGGCCAAGGAAAAAGAUCCUUAACUUAGACGAGCUGCUCCUUCGAUUGGACCAAUAUGUCGUCCCCUUCUUUUGAGUACAUGGAACAAGGGAAUUAAAGGUUGGCUUCUCAUUUCACUGAACCUUAGCGAGUAAUCUCUUGAGUCUGUUGUUGGUCGUAGAAUCAGACGAUCAAGCGUGUACAGACAUUAUCACUCUUAUACCCAUAUUAUUUGUUAUUAUUCAACAACAAAUCCAACCAUUAAUGAUAUGAACGAGGUUUGUUGACUUCA
Sesamum indicum (sesame) is the source of this 1167-nucleotide messenger RNA. Its product is annotated as Reticulon family protein. Lineage: Eukaryota; Viridiplantae; Streptophyta; Magnoliopsida; Lamiales; Pedaliaceae. The record is from RefSeq and is a predicted model, not a curated record. Gene Ontology annotation, biological process: response to bacterium.